AUGCGACGUAAUAAAACAAGCGAUGAUGGCCUCGAUGCACUCAGCCCACGCGCAGCCGACAUUAUCCGCGAGGCAAAUGCCGCGGACGGCAUUCCCUUCCGGGCCAAGGCGGGCCACGUGCACCACACAUGGGCGCGAACCUUCAGCUCGCUGCCGGAGCUGUACCUGCAGCCCGAGUCUGAGGCUGAAAUCGAGAAGAUCGUCAAUUUGGCUCGGCGGUGUCGGCGACGAGUCACUGUUGUGGGAUGUGGCCACUCACCCUCGGACUUGACGUGCACGUCUGGUUGGCUGGUCAACUUGGACAACUACAACAAGGUUCUGGACAUUAACCGCCUGACCGGCGUCGUUCGCAUGCAGAGUGGCAUCAGGCUCUAUGCGCUGGCAGCAGAGCUGGAAAGGGUUGGCCUGGCGAUGCCGAGCUUAGGAAGCAUCAACGAGCAGAGUAUCGCGGGGGCUAUAUCGACGGGCACCCAUGGCAGCAGCUUGCAGCAUGGGCUGAUUUCAGAUGAUGUUGUUGAGCUGAAGGUGACCUUGGGGGACGGGACGACGCGAUCGUGCAGCGCAACCGAGGACCCGGAUUUGUUUCGGGCGGCUCUGCUCUCCUUGGGUGCCCUGGGAAUAAUCAGCGAGGUGAGCUUCCGCGCCGUGCCGAGGUUCAGUCUGAGCUGGUACCAGACCAUCGACACGGACAGAAAGAUGAUGGCGGAGUGGGACACGACGCUAUGGACUCAGGACCAUUUUGUUCGCGUUUGGUGGUUCCCGUACAUGCGUAAGGCCGUCAUCUGGCGGGCAUCGGAACCUGGACCCGUGAUGGGGCAAGAUUACGCCGAGCCAGACCCCCCGAGGCUGGAUCCGCCCGCGAGCUGGUACGGUGGCACCCUCGGAUAUCUUGUCUAUCACAACUUGCUUUCGCUCGCACAAGUGGUGCCCAGGAUACUUCCGUGGGUUGAAUGGUUUGUUUUUGGGAUGCAGUACGGCUUCAAGAACGGAACGACGAUCCACGGCAUACAACCCAGCAGAGAGGCGCUUCUCAUGGAUUGUUUGUACUCUCAGUUUGUAAAUGAAUGGGCCAUCCCCUUUUCCAAGGGACCAGAGGCGCUCAUGCGGUUGGGAGCGUGGCUCAACAGGCUCAAGCCGGGUGACGAAGGGUAUGUUGAGCACGGAAUCCCAUUCUCUGCCGAAGGCCUGUGGGUGCAUUCUCCUGUAGAAGUCAGAGUGGCAGACACCUCUCUGAAUCGGGAGAAGAGGUGCAGGCCCUGGCUGGAUCCGACGGUCGAAGACGGGCCGACAUUGUACCUGAACGCCACUCUAUACCGACCGUAUCAUCGAGACCCGCCGUCGUAUAAGAGAUAUUACGAAGCCUUCGAGUGGUUGAUGAAGGACAUGGGUGGGAAGCCACACUGGGCCAAGAACUUCAGGUGUCAAACCAUCGAGGAGCUAUAUGGCGACAACCUGCAGCAGUGGCGAGCAGUUCGUGACAGGGCUGACCCUGAAGGCAUGUUCGUCGGACCGUGGCAUCGUCGGUUUGUUCUCGAGGCUGGAGAUGAUAAGCACGACUUACUGCCGCUGGAGGAGGCAGAAGUUGAAAGACUGCAGGCUGAGGGAGACGGUAUUCGUGUAAUCGGGGACUCUGGGGGUAGAAAAUAG
This is a messenger RNA of Pyricularia pennisetigena, 1647 nucleotides long. RefSeq lists its product as uncharacterized. Gene Ontology annotation, cellular component: mitochondrion; membrane. The transcript has a single exon. Lineage: Eukaryota; Fungi; Ascomycota; Sordariomycetes; Magnaporthales; Pyriculariaceae. Bases 1 to 1647 code for a protein of 548 amino acids. The record is from RefSeq and is a predicted model, not a curated record. Gene Ontology annotation, molecular function: FAD binding; D-arabinono-1,4-lactone oxidase activity.